AUGGACUUCGUUUGUCAGAUUUCCCGGCUAGGAUCCUUGAGAAGGGCUGCACAACAUGCUCUCACUCUCUCUCGCUCGCCUAUUCCGCAGUCACCAUUUCUAUUCAGUCGACAUUUUCUGACUGUCGACAAUUCCACUCCCCCUACCUCUUCUGCUGACCCAUUGCCCCUCAACCUGGAGCCUGAAAAUGAUCCCUUGCGGGAAUCGAGCGAGUUGGUCACUUCUCGGCCUUCCUUGAAAAGAAACACCUUCAGUUUACGCAGGCUUCCAGUGUCCUGUCCUGGUUGCGGUGCUUUGACUCAAGAUGUCCAGCCAGGUCAGGCAGGAUAUUAUACACGUUCGAGAAAGUCAGUGAAGAGAUAUUUCAAGCACCCUGAGCAUACCCUUCGUCAAUCAGAGGAGGAAGAGGAUGUUCAACAGGCCGAGUUCCCAGAAACCCAGGCGAACACCAGUCAAGAUGAUCCCGAAAUUUCUCCACCUCAGGUCUCAAUUCCACCUCCAGUGUGCGAUCGAUGCCAUUUUCUGAUUCAUGAAUCUCGUGGCGUUCCUGUUGCUCACCCUUCGAUCGAAGAUAUCGCAGAUUCGAUUGCUGAAUCUCCCUACUCCAAGAAUCAUGUCUAUCAUAUUAUGGAUGCGGCCGAUUUUCCUAUGUCCUUAAUUCCUUCGAUCUACAAAAGUUUGUCCUUAGCCAAACCUCGAACACAAAAUCGAAGGUCUCAACACUCCUUUUCCUCCAAGCCUACAUUGUCUUUCAUCAUCACAAGGUCAGAUUUACUCGGUCCGUCGAAAGAGAUGGUGGAUAGAAUAAUGCCCAAAUUUGUAUCUAUCUUGAGGACUGCUUUGGGCCGUACCGGUCAAAAUCUAAGGCUUGGAAAUGUCCAUCUGGUCUCCGCUAAACGAGGGUGGUGGACAAAAGACAUCAAGGAUACGAUUUGGCAGCGAGGAGGUGGAAAUUGGCUGGUGGGUAAAUUCAACGUGGGAAAAUCAAAUCUUUUCGAAGUAUUGUUUCCCAAAGGUUCUGGUGAGCGGGCUCCAGUAUACGCAGAACUGCAACAACAGCAGCAAAGAAGUUCCGUUUCAGCACCUCCAGAGUGUGGCUUCUUUGCAGAAACUUCUUUACUACCUCCUCCACAACCAGAGGUCCCAUUUCCAACUAUGCCUCUAGUUUCGAGUCUUCCGGGAACGACUGCGUCCCCCAUACGACUCCCAUUCGGCAAUUACAAGGGAGAGCUCAUUGACUUGCCAGGAUUGGAACGGAGCGGGCUGGAUCAAUACGUACAACCUGAGGAUCGACUGGACUUGGUCAUGACACAUCGGCCGACAGUGACUCAAUAUAAUAUCAAACCUGGGCAGUCUCUGCUUCUCGGUGGUGGUCUUGUUCGCAUAACUCCAAUUCUGGACGAGAAGGAUCCGAGCACAAUAGUGAUGGCCUAUCCAUUUGUACCUAUUAAGGCACACGUUACGUCUACGGAAAAGGCAACUAGCAUCCAGUUGCAACAACGCGAAAGUGGCAUCGAAUCUAUCCUCGCUGAAGAUGCAGGAGCAGCAAUGACAUCGGCUGGGAGAUUUUCGUUGAAGACGGAUGUGACGAAGUCUAGAGCUGGUUCCGUGAUUAGGGCGGGGGUGGACAUAUCAAAAUUGCCGUUUCAAGUCUAUGCUACAGAUAUUUUAAUCGAAGGAGUUGGAUGGGUCGAGCUGGCUUGUCAGGUUAGGAAGAACCGACGCCAACCUCAAUCUGCGACAAUUCAAGCCCAACAUGUGGAAGAGGCACGGAGUGUGGAGGAGACCAUCGGUUCAACCGUACCCACGGCUGAAGAGCUUUCCUUCGAUACUGAGACUUUCACACCUUUUACUUCGUCUAAUCUGGCGACCCAUGCAGAUUCUCCCAACUUUCCCCAAGUCGAGAUCUUUACGCCGAAUGGCAAUUUCAUUGGCCAAAGACCCUGUCUGGAUGUAUGGCAAUCAUGGAACACUGGAAAGCCUCGAAAACAGAUCCGGGCUUCUCGUCCUCGAAAAGCGAUGAGCGGAGCAAAGAAGCGCGAAAAGAUGCUUCGAAGAACCGCGCAGAAGCCGUGA
Rhinocladiella mackenziei CBS 650.93 is the source of this 2076-nucleotide messenger RNA. RefSeq lists its product as uncharacterized. The transcript has a single exon. Gene Ontology annotation, cellular component: mitochondrion. The record is from RefSeq and is a predicted model, not a curated record. NCBI's taxonomy places the organism in Eukaryota, Fungi, Ascomycota, Eurotiomycetes, Chaetothyriales, Herpotrichiellaceae. Bases 1 to 2076 code for a protein of 691 amino acids.